UCCUGAAUCGAACGGGAUUUGGUACAAAGCCCUAACCCUACGUCCCUCCCACAACUCAGGUAUGUUUCAGAAGUAUCUCUGUGAUUUGUCAAUCAAUUCCUAUUGUGCUGAAUACAUGUCCCUAUAUUCAUUCUCUCGCUUCCUUUCUAGCUCAAUUCACCACCAAGCCCUCAAAUUCCCAACCUUUCACUUCAGCACUGCCGCCCCCUCCUCUACAGAGAAAUUCUACAACCACCUUCAAAAGAGCAGCCCCAAUGUUGAAAGGAUCCUCUCCACAGUCAAUGCAAAACUGGAUUCGAGAUGUGUAAAUGAGGUUUUACAUAAAUGUUAUCAUAGCCAUCCUCAAAUGGGCAUCAGGUUUUUCAUUUGGGCUGGUUGCCAAUCCGAUUAUAGGCACAGUGCUUAUAUAUAUAGUGAGGUGUGUCGACUAUUCGAGAUUAAACGAAAACCCCAAGUCGUUUUCAAUGUUUUUGAUUCAUACGUCAAGGAAAAGUGUGUCAUUAGUGUUAAGAUGUUUAAAGUUGCUUUGAAUUUGUUUAGAGAAGCUAGGCUUGCCAAUGAGGCUUUGUGGGUAUUGAGAAAAAUGACUGAAUUUGGUCUACGGCCGGAUACUACUGCUUACAAUACUGUUAUUAGGCUGUUCUGUGAGCCGGGUGAUAUGGAUAUGGCUCAAAAGUUGAUGGGAGAGAUGGGUUUGAUUGAUCUUUAUCCAGAUAUGAUCACAUAUGCAUCAAUGAUUAAAGGGUUUUGUGAUGUAGGUAGGUUGAAGGAUGCUAGUGGGUUGUUUAAGGUUAUGAAAGGCCAUGGAUGUCCACCAAAUGUGGUGGCAUAUUCAGCACUGCUUGAUGGGGUCUGUAGGUUUGGAAGUAUGGAUAGGGCACUGGAGUUGUUGGCUCAAAUGGAGAAAGAAGGUGGUGAUUGUAGUCCAAAUGUUGUUACAUAUACAUCGGUGAUGCAAAGUUUUUGCGAAAAGGGUAAGGCAAUUGAGGCUUUGGGGGUUCUGGAUAGAAUGGCUGCUUCUGGGUGUGCUCCAAAUCGUGUUACAGUUACAACGUUGGUGAAGGGCCUUUGUGUGGAAGGGCAUGUGGAGGAGGCUUAUAAGCUGAUUGAUAAAGUUGUUGCAGGAGGUGGUGUUUCAUACGGUGAAUGCUAUAGUUCUCUUGUCUUGUCCCUGGUAAUGAUUAAAAGACUUGAGGAGGCGGAAAAGCUGUUUAGGAAGAUUUUAGCUAGUGGGUUGAAACCCGAUAGCUUGGCUUGCAGUAUUUUGAUAAAAGAGCUUUGCUUGGAUGGACGACUAAUAGACGGGUUCCACCUAUAUGAAGCAGAGGAGAAGGCGGGGUUGUUCUCCUUUAUUGACUCUGAUACAUACUCUAUUCUAUUGAUUGGACUUUGUAAGCAAAACCAUAUGUUGGAAGCUGCAUAUCUUGUGAGGUCUAUGCUUGAGAGAGGGAUCCGAUUAAGAGUUUCCGACCUUAACCAGAUUUCUGAACAUCUGAAGAAAUUCGGAGACAAGGAGCUAAUCACACAAUUAGCGGGGAUUGUGAAGUAAUUCAUAGAAUGAAGGAUUAAUAAUAACUUGUCUUCAAGGCACCGUAAUAGUGCGGGGAUGAGAUUGCUAAGUUUGAUAUUCUAAGUUGAGGGUUGACAUCCAGAAAUGAGUGUACGAUUUUCACUUUUAUUUUGACAGGUACAACACAAGCAGAUGAUUCCUGAAGCUGCAUAUGAGUACUUGCAGAAUCAUUUCAGUGACAGGCUGUUCAGGAAUAUUAGCUUCGUAAGGCGAAGGUUGGUGUUUUCUCCGGCACCAUGGCAGACCAAAUUUGGAAAACCCAGCCAAAGACAUCGUUGUUU
Molecule: messenger RNA, 1851 nt
Organism: Tripterygium wilfordii
Lineage: Eukaryota; Viridiplantae; Streptophyta; Magnoliopsida; Celastrales; Celastraceae
Product: pentatricopeptide repeat-containing protein At5g47360
Exons: 3
Coding region: 62-1549 (495 amino acids)
Molecular function (GO): protein binding
Source: RefSeq, a predicted model, not a curated record